AACAGAGUCUUCUGUCUUUAUUUUCUUCUGUAUUACGCUGACCAAAGACAAUUCUUUGUGCCUGUAGCUGGAAUUUCCCCAUAUGCAACGCUUCUUACUUUAUCUUCUAAUUCUUUAAAGAAGUUUCUUACUUUCAAAUAUCACCGCUCUAGAAAUCUUCUCUUUUUAAUACCCAUUUGACCUUAGUUUCUGGAGAGAUCAGAUCCCUGCAUUCCAAUUCCCAUGGCUGGUCGUUAUGAUAGUAACCCCUUCGACGAGGAAGAAGUGAACCCCUUCGCGAAUCCCGGAAGUGUUCCUGCAGCCACAAAUUCAAGGCUCUCACCUCUUAAGCCAGAGCCUGUUGAUUAUAAUUACGGCUUUGGUGCAACAGUUGAUAUACCCCUUGAUUCAUCAACGGAUUUGAAGAAGAAGGAGAAGGAACUUCAAUCUAAGGAAGCUGAAUUGAGACGAAGGGAACAGGAUGUCAGACGGAAAGAAGAAGCUGCUGCAAGAGCUGGAAUUGUUCUUGAGGAGAAGAAUUGGCCACCGUUUUUCCCAAUAAUCCAUCACGACAUUGCUAAUGAAAUUCCUAUUCAUCUACAGAAAUUGCAAUAUGUUGCAUUUACUACACUGUUAGGAUUAGUGUUGUGCCUUUUUUGGAAUGUCAUAGCUGUUACUGCAGCUUGGAUUAAGGGUGAAGGUGUAAAAAUAUGGUUUCUUGCCAUUAUCUACUUCAUAGCAGGGGUUCCUGGGGCAUAUGUUCUGUGGUAUCGCCCAUUAUAUCGUGCUUUUAGGACUGAAAGUGCUUUGAAAUUUGGAUGGUUUUUCAUGCUUUAUCUGCUUCACAUAGGAUUCUGCAUCUUAGCUGCAGUUGCUCCUCCUAUAGUUUUCAAAGGCAAAUCCCUGACGGGUAUUCUGUCUGCCAUAGAUGUGCUGGGCGACCAUGCUUUGAUUGGGAUUUUCUACUUCAUCGGGUUUGGAUUAUUCUGCAUUGAAACGUUGAUCAGCAUUUGGGUUAUUCAGCAAGUAUACAUGUACUUCCGUGGCAGUGGUAAGGCUGCUGAGAUGAAACGGGAGGCUGCUAGGGGAGCAUUGAGGGCUGCUAUAUGAUUUAUCAAUCUUCUGCAGAAGACACUACGGAUACAUUAUGGAUCAAUGUUGUAUAUUUAAGCCACACUCUUGAAUUUGAACAAAAACUAUUCCACUGAGCAUGAUUUUUGCUUACACCUGUAAUUUUAUUUAUUUAUUUUUAUGUUGUUUAACAUGCUAUCUAUUGUUGUGGUUUGUAAGUGUAUAUGCUGAGAGCAUGGACAUACUAGUGGCUGGUAGAAACGUGCUAUAAUUUAUUGAA
Messenger RNA from Vigna angularis (adzuki bean), 1330 nucleotides. Its product is annotated as secretory carrier-associated membrane protein. The transcript has 12 exons. NCBI's taxonomy places the organism in Eukaryota, Viridiplantae, Streptophyta, Magnoliopsida, Fabales, Fabaceae. Gene Ontology annotation, biological process: protein transport. Bases 223 to 1089 code for a protein of 288 amino acids. Gene Ontology annotation, cellular component: trans-Golgi network membrane; recycling endosome membrane. The record is from RefSeq and is a predicted model, not a curated record.